AUGCCGACGCACAGCCCGGAAGAGCUGAGUCACAAGGCAGUGGAUGCUUUGUGGAGGGCUGCUUUAGAUGUGGUGAAGGACAACUUCAAUGCUGCAGAACAUCUCCCCAAGAAAGUUUACGAUCCCUUGAUGUUGCUGGUCCUGCACAUGGCGCCCCCUCAACGAGGAAAAUCUCGCUUGUUCCAAGCUGUUGAACUCCUUUUUGAAACUGCUGAUGACUUUGUGGCAAAGCUCGCCAAAAAGGCAGCAGAUGAGCUCGCCACCAAACUGGCGCCUCCACUAGAAGGUUAUCUACCGCCGUCAGAGAUGCAAGUCAGCACCAAGUCAAUUUCGUUGCAGAGCUUCACGAUGACGGAGUUCUUCUACAGGCGCUCCGUGGAGUUCCCGCAGGUGGAGAUUGGCGGGAAAAAGGAAAAGACAACUUCCAGGUUGUGGUACUGGCAAGCGUUCAACCUAGACGGGUGCUACGAGUUCCUAGAGAACAUAGGGCUGCUGGGUUCCCGCCAUGACCGAGACAAAACGUCUGGCGCCGUGAAUACUCACGCAAGCACGUUGAACACGCUUGCGCAGCGCGGCAAAACAAAGCGGGCCACGAGAACAUCCACCUCCUACGAGAGCUCACGGGCUCAGCACAUUGCCUUGUCACUCCUUGGCAAUGGCCAUCCAGCAAGGCUCAUCAGCAUGGAGCGGGGCCUGGAAGGUGGACACACUGCAGCUACAAGGGAAAGGUUUCUCUUUGCUGUGGAUGUGUCUGUGGCAAGGCACGAUAAAGUGCCCAAAGACCUUUUGGAAACAAAUGGUGAUGUACCAGCCUGGACCUGGUUGCCUUUGACCCCGCUGCAAGCGACCAUCUUCCGGUGGACUAGCUUGCUGAACAACCCCAAGCAUUUUGAAGGGGUCGAGAAGCCAGAGGUGAGACGGUGGUGGUGCGGACUGAGUGGCGGAUUAGUGGGCGGUGGCUUGUCAAGGACCAGACAGAACACAUCUGCGCUGGAGCGCGCAGGGUCUGUGAGCACUUCGAGAAGAAACCAAGUGGCACAAUCCAUCCGUGCGUCUGGCAAGGAGAGCACACCGUUGGAGGCCUUGCACGCAAACGCUGCUCACAUGCAAGGCAUGCUGAGCGCAAGUGUCGCCAUCUUGGAGUUGGCUGGUGGUGGGGGCACCUUUGACACCGAUGGAAAUUUGGAAAUUACUGAGGACCAUGCGCAGGUGGCUGCGCGGCUUGUCGAGCUCAGCGUUCAAGUCCGGGAAGUGUUGCGGGGCCCAUUGGAUCCUGCCACAGCUGCCAGCUCGGACGAGUCCGACAAUGAACCUUUCCAGCCCGUGCAAGUGCUUCCCCACGAGAUUGUCCCACUGAAGCUGUCCGACUUGGACCCGAAGGACAUUUUCUUCCAGAAAGGCUUGGGCGACAACGGCUCGAUGCUCCUCUCCUCCCAGGAUGGCAUUCUCAAAGACCGCGAGCUUGUCCAGAAACUGCUGCUGUUGGGGCGCAGCGAGAUCAAAAUGUCCAAGGUGGUUGACUCGUACCAUGUGGUGCAGCAAGUCCAGGGCAAGCGAGGGAAAGCUUUGCAAGUCUUGACAAAAGCUUUUGAGCUAUUUCCACGUCUUGGUUACAUUUUGCAGCCCGCUGGAGGAAGAGCGGGUGACACUAUGGUGGUCUUCCGUGCUUGGUCUUCUAACACAGGCAACCAGACUCAAUACCACAACGAAGCCAUGAGGUGCUGCAGGCUCAGCAUCCGGGACAUCUCAAAGCGGCGGGCUUUGUGGAAUGACCGCUCUGGUGGAGAGCAGAAGCCUCCUGCAAAUUCUGGCGCUGAAGAGACGCCGAAUGCUUCCGCAAGGGCUCCUUCGCCCCGUGCAUCUUCUGAUGUGAGGGCACCUAUGCCUUCCACGCCGCCGACUGGCCGAUAG
Messenger RNA from Durusdinium trenchii, 1911 nucleotides. Lineage: Eukaryota; Dinophyceae; Suessiales; Symbiodiniaceae. The record is from the annotation of a GenBank genome assembly.